AUGUUCGCCAUUGGAUCAGCUGCUGCUCGCGCAGCUUCCAGAUUUCCCAAGUGGACACAAAUCCGUUCUGUGUCCACUCUGGAAGGUAGUCCCUACAUCUAUGUAUUUCCGAACGAGAAAUCCCCGACCGAAAGCCACUUCCUGUCAUUGUUGCCAUCCGAGCCAACGAAUCCGGACGUAGCGAUUGGUGUUACCUCUAAGCUGCCUCCGACGCCAGACUCCUUCAAAGAGAACCCGAAGUUCCUGGAAACAUUGCAUGAUGUUUUGUCCAAGAAUGCGCAUAAUGACCCGGACGCUAUAUCCCAGGCACAGGUUAUGAUAUCUACCUCCGGUGCUAAUCUGAGCUCCGGAGGGGUCCUAUUGACAGGUGGACGCGCUAGGAGACGUCGUGAUGCGGCAGAUUCUAGUGGUGGAGCCAGUGGCCAGGGAGGUGUUGGGUCUGCUGGAAGAGGAGGCUGGAUACAUAUAUCAGAUGAAAGACGCCCGCCGGAGUACGGAAGAAUCCCAUGGCCCGAGGACAUCUUUGGAAGUCUUGAAGUCGAUAGUGAAGGCAACUUUGUUGGAGAAAAUGGAAACUAUUCACCGAGCGGCACCUACAGAGUCAUUACUCGGGAUGGAAUUCUCGGUUUAAGUCCCUUUCUCAGAGAAAAGUUGGUUCAAAAGUUGCGUGAACAGGGAUCUCAGUAG
Messenger RNA from Aspergillus wentii DTO 134E9, 687 nucleotides. RefSeq lists its product as uncharacterized. NCBI's taxonomy places the organism in Eukaryota, Fungi, Ascomycota, Eurotiomycetes, Eurotiales, Aspergillaceae. The record is from RefSeq and is a predicted model, not a curated record. Bases 1 to 687 code for a protein of 228 amino acids. The transcript has 5 exons.